This is a messenger RNA of Caenorhabditis sp. 36 PRJEB53466, 1028 nucleotides long. The record is from the annotation of a GenBank genome assembly. NCBI's taxonomy places the organism in Eukaryota, Metazoa, Nematoda, Chromadorea, Rhabditida, Rhabditidae.
AUGCAAGUGUUCGUAUUCGAUGAGCAUCGUUAUCGCGAGCUGGAGCCGCUGAACGAGGUGCUCGUCGAACGCGACGGCUCCCAAAUGCACCCGGAUCCGCAGUUUUUGGUCGUCGGACUCGGCCCCGACGACGAGUAUUCGAUGAAGUUUCGAUUGGAGUUGGCCGACGAGUACAGGUAUGGAAUUCUCGAAAUGAAAAGCAACAGAAAAGGAAGCGGCUUCAGAUUCUCCUACCAGAAUGACGACUGGUUUCCGAUAGCGCCGGCCGGUGUGAACGCGCAGUUGAGCCGAGUGUUUCAGCUGGAGACGCAGAGAGAACUAGGCGCCACGUGGCACGAGACGAUCAUCAGAUUCGAGCAAUUGCGGCUCACCAGAGAUCUGAAGAAUCUGGGCAGAAACAUGGUAGGCAUCGAUUCGAAUCGAUAUCGAUAAUCCGUGUAGAUCCGUCUAGGUCUACGUGGAGCCCUACCACAAGUACGUGCCGGUUCUGUCGGUGCUCCACGUCUCCAGCGGGCUCUCGUUCGAUUUCCGCUUCGAUCAGCUAAAGUUCGUGGCCGUCAAAGGCUACAAAUCGGUUCAGAUCCGCCACAUGAAACGCGACUCCUCGCGCUUUUUUCCGCUUUUCGUGCCGUCGAACUAUCCGCCUUCCGAAGUCACGGAAUCACUGGAUCCGAUGACUCUCCAGGUGCUCCCGUACGUCUACGGCGAGUUCUUUCCCCCACCACCACCUUCUCCGCAGUCUCACGACUUUUCGUGCAUGCCGCAGUCGGAAGUGGUUCAGUACAUGGAUCCGGAGCAGGAGGCAGAGAACGAGUACGAGCCCGAGUACGGAUGGAAUCUGAUUCUGGUGCCGGAGAAGCGGACGAAAGAGGAGAUGGUGACGAAGAAACUGGACCACGAGAUAUGGGGACCGCAGGAGAAGGAGCUCGAGAAACUGUACUUCCAGACAGAGCAGGUGAGCACAAAGAGUCCGAUCACGCGCACACAGUGCUCCUUUUCAGGACUAUCAUCCGUUGGAAAUGUACUGA